UGUUCUAGAAGCUGUUAAAGUGCCUUUUUCACUUCUCUAUCCCUCUGCAUUCCUUUUUUCGGAUAUUCUACUUUGCUCUUUCAUUGAAUCUUUGCAAUCAUGGCACCAUCGGAGGAAUCCAUUCUGGGCAAUUUCCUUCUCUCUCCUGCCCCUUUGCCUACAGUUAUAUCUCUGCAAAAGUUCACCGAGCUUUUUCCAAAGAGGCUUCGCUCUCAUCCGCAGAUCAGGGUCUUGUACCGAGAGCUGCAACAGUUACGGGAACAGGACAUGAACUUGGUCAAUGAGAAUAUUGACAAAGAAGUUCAAAGGGGCGAGCGGCAAAAGAUGGAGCUGCGAAAGGCCCUGAGUGCGACAGGGGUAGAUGGAAUCAGCGACGGCGAGCAGCGCGAAAUGGACAUGGAUGUCCAGCUUUUUGGGCAGCCAUCCACUAAAUCUCCGGAAACUCUUCAUACACUGUCUAGUCUGCUAUCCGAGAUGGAAGCAGCCUGUUCCGCCCUCGAGGCUGAGAUAUCUGCUACAGAAAAGGAAGCAGCCACAACGCUAGCGGACCUCCACACUACUGUCGGCGAAAUGAGUGAUCUGCGCUACGGAAAAUUCAACAAACCGGCAGGCACCGCCGGCGAUAUUACCGGCGAGGCUAUCAAAGGUCUCAAGAGUCUCGAAGACGCUUGCAAUCGCGCAACCAUGUGAUUGAGACGUUCCGGCUCCGAGCAAUAAUCAGCCUUCGGUUGAUUGCUUCUUGAUAUUCUCAGCUUGCCUAUCUAUGUCCUCCGGAUGGUAUUGACUCAAUGGAUCGAAGCUGACUGGAACAUGUCUCCCAGCCCGAGUUCUAAUCGUUCCAUGGAGGGUCCUUGUGAGGUCAUAUGAGGACGUAGGCUUUCAGUGAACUCUUUAUUUUCAGUCUACUACUACCAUAUGAUUCAUGAUCUGGAAAUGCCGUUUAUGCCUAGGCUAUUCUUC
Molecule: messenger RNA, 960 nt
Organism: Paecilomyces variotii
Lineage: Eukaryota; Fungi; Ascomycota; Eurotiomycetes; Eurotiales; Thermoascaceae
Product: Cnl2/NKP2 family protein-domain-containing protein
Exons: 1
Coding region: 100-690 (196 amino acids)
Biological process (GO): chromosome segregation
Cellular component (GO): kinetochore; Mis6-Sim4 complex
Source: RefSeq, a predicted model, not a curated record